This is a messenger RNA of Aaosphaeria arxii CBS 175.79, 1228 nucleotides long. RefSeq names its product A1pp-domain-containing protein. The coding region runs from base 119 to 994 and encodes 291 amino acids. The record is from RefSeq and is a predicted model, not a curated record. Lineage: Eukaryota; Fungi; Ascomycota; Dothideomycetes; Pleosporales. The transcript has 2 exons.
ACAACAUCUAACUCCCCUCUCGCUAUAUAUGAACCGCGCAUUCUGCCAACCAAGCAGUAUUCGACGUACCAUCGCAUCUAUAAACCAUAUCCGCACCCUUUCAAAUCGAACUCGAAGGAUGGCCGACCCGAUUCCACUCUCCGAGAUCCCCACCCUCAGUCUCCUCUACAAGCUCAACCGAAUCACAUCCUCGACCACCAGUGCACCCGAAUCCGUCCCAGCCCCAAAUAGCUCGUACAACGACAAAAUAUCAGUGAUCCGACAAGACAUAACCACUUUAGUCGUCGACGCGAUCGUCAACGCUGCAAACAACUCCCUCCUCGGCGGCGGAGGCGUCGACGGUGCAAUCCACCGAGCCGCAGGCCCCUCCCUCGUCGAAGAAUGCGAAACGCUGGAUGGUUGCGCUACUGGUGACGCAAAGAUUACACAGGGUUACGAGCUCCCCGCACAACACGUCAUCCACGCCGUAGGACCAAUAUAUUGGCAGACGAAGCGCGAGGGGAAGCAUACGCAGUUGUUGAGUGGGUGUUACCGUAGGAGCCUGGAACUUGCGGUCGAGAAUGGGCUGAAGAGCAUUGCUUUCGCCGCGCUGAGUACGGGCGUGUAUGGGUAUCCGAGUGGGGAGGCUAGUAAGACUGCGCUGGCGACUGUGAGGGAGUUCUUGGAUUCUGGGAAGGGCGAGCAGCUUGAUCGUAUCAUCUUCUGCAAUUUCAUGCAAAAGGAUGAGGAUGCUUACUUCGAAAACAUACCGAACUUCUUCCCACCCGUUUCCGAACCAAGCACAGCAGCGACAGAAGAAGCACAAUCGAAAUCAACACAAGAAGCCGAACAGCUCGCCGCCAAGCUCCCCGAUCCCCCCACAAACGAACCCGUAAACCCAGACGAGCCGUCGCAGAAGAAGCAGAAAACAGACGGUAUCGAGGACGACUUCGUAGUCGUUGAGAAAGAAGAUGCGAGGGGCUCAACACCACCACCAUCGAAAUCAGAUCUAUGAUUCGUGACCUAAUGACCUACACUAUGACUGAUGACAUCACAAUGAUAAGAGUCGAAAAUUAUCGAUGGCGUUACGGGGUUGGGUUCCACAUAUUCAAGUUAUUUAACAUCCUCGCUAUGGAAGGGUCUGUUCGAGGUUGUUCGCACUGGGGCUUAUGAAGCAUUGGAAUGCCGCCCCUAAUAACUAUCUACCUAGGUAGCUUGGAGUAACCAAUGAAUUGGAAUAAUAUCUGCU